Messenger RNA from Klebsormidium nitens, 2027 nucleotides. NCBI's taxonomy places the organism in Eukaryota, Viridiplantae, Streptophyta, Klebsormidiophyceae, Klebsormidiales, Klebsormidiaceae. The record is from the annotation of a GenBank genome assembly.
AGGCUGCGGUCUGAAGACACUGACGCGGCACGCCUCCCUCCUCAUACAAUGGCUCCCUACAUUGACAAUCGACCAGGCUGCGCUUGAAACUUCGCCUGAGUUUGAAUUUUCAAGUUCUCAAGACCUUGUCCUCAACUUGAAACGGUGCUGCCGCUUUAUUGCUUAAGUUGAUUCCAUCCGAUCCUGGCGCUGCGCCAGCAUGGCCGAUGCUUCCUGUGCCUGCGCUGCCCUUCCCUUGUGGCGGCCAGCCUGCCUUCCUGCCCCCUCUCGUCCUCGAGUCUCUCGUGAGGUGGGGCGCAGCCGCGCUUUGAUUCCCGCCCUUGUGCCUGCCUGGCUGCCUGGCCCCUGCUCCCCCCUUCGGACCACCCCCACCGCUCCCUGGGCCCCUGCCUGGCUGCCGCGCCCUGCGGCCCUGCCUGCCCAUGCGCACGCGCCAUCCCCCGGGCGCCUUCCCCUGGUGCGUGGGGCGGUGUCUGCCUCAGAGGCCCCUGCGGAGGCGCGCCCGCCUGCCAGGGCGGCCCCCACCACCAAGCGCGUGCUGGUGAUUGGGGGGACAGGUCGCGUGGGCGGGUCCACGGCGGCGGCGCUGGCGCGCAGGACGGUGCAGGUGGGGGAGGAGGAGCAGGCGCUGGCGGUGGUCGUGGCCGGCAGGAGCAGGGAGCGGGCGCAGCGCGUCCUCACCAGCGUGCCCCAGGCCCAGUUCCUCGAGUGCAACAUCACCGACAAGGCCUCCGUGCUGGCGGCCGUCCAGGGUGCGGACGUGGUGGUGCACACGGCGGGCCCCUUCCAGCGCGCCACCGCCCACCCCUGGGCCAUGAAUGUCCUGGAGGCCUGCAUUGAGACCAAGACUGCGUACGUGGACGUGUGCGACGACUGCUCGUAUGCGCUGCGCGCCAAGGGCUACCACGACGCUGCGCGCCAGGCGGGCGUGGCGGCCAUCACCACGGGGGGCAUCUACCCCGGGGUCAGCAACUUGAUGGCGGCGGAGUUGGUGCGCGAGGCGGGGAGGGGCACUGCCAAAGGCGAUGCUGGGGGGGAGCGCACGCCCGAACGGAUCAGGUUUUCCUACUUCACUGCGGGCAGCGGCGGCGCUGGCCCGGUCAUCCUUCAGACGUCAUUCCUGCUCAUGGGCGAGGACGUGGUGGCCUACCGCAAAGGCGAGCCCGUGCGCCUUAAGCCGUACAGCGGCGGUACCACCGUCGACUUUGGCAAGGGCAUCGGCAAGCGCGCCGUCUACCUGCUGCAGCUGCCCGAGGUGGAGUCGGUGCACCGCAGCCUGGGCGUGCCCUCCGUCAGCGCGCGCUUUGGCACGGCGCCCUUCUUCUGGAACACCGCCAUGCAGCUUGUUGGCCUCCUGCCGCGGAGUUUUCUGAACGACCGCCGCCGUGUGGCGGGCCUGGCCUCGUUGAGCGAGCCGCUGGUGCGCUUAGUGGACGGCCGUGUGGGCGAGGCGUGCGCCAUGCGCGUCGACCUCGACUGCUCCGACGGCGUGCGCGCCGCCUCCCUCUACUCCCACAAACGCCUCUCCGAGUGCGUGGGCACUGCCACCGCCGCGUUUGCGCAGGCCGUCUUGGAGGGCGCCACGCAGCCCGGCGUGUGGUACCCGGAAGAGGAGGGAGGCGUGGCCGAAGCGGCGCGGGCGCGGCUGCUGGAGCGCGCCGCGGAGGGCUGCAUCCAGUAUGUCACCAACAAAUCCCCCUGGAUGAUUGAGCGACCGCCGAAGAACCUUGGGUUUGGCAUGUACAUUGAAUGAGCUGCAGGGGGCCGACCGCAUGCCUCUGGCGGCCAGCACUAGGCAGAGAAGGUUGCUCUUGCUAGGAACAGUACUGCAGGCGCGAAUAUGAAGCCGGACCUUCGGCACGCGACCGAACAGUUCUGGCCACAAAAAUGGACCAUUGAAAGGCCGAGACACAACGAAUCGAAUCGAUUCUCCUUAGACAAUUUUUAGAAGGUACGCACAAGUGAGCGCGCUGACUAGCUAUUUUGAAAAUUGAAGGUUGCCAACACCAUUUCUCAGUGAUUGCGGC